CGUGGUCUGGUGGCCACCCCAAGGAAGGGAAGCUCACGUACGUAGUAUAGCGUGCAUGCCAUCCAUUCUCUCACUCGGUUUGAUGAUCCUUCGAUCCCACAGCCACACCCUACCAUCGACGACCAUCUAGCUCUCUCUCUCGAUCGAUCGCUGCGGUGCGGUGCGGCCUCACCUCACCUCCGGCCAUCCAUCCACCCAUCUCCCCGGCCGAUCGACGAGCGAGCAAACAGUCUGCAUCUGCAUGCAUGCACUCAUCCAGGCCGGCGAUCGAUCCAUCGAUCCCCAGCCUCUGCCUCUGCGUCGCUGCAUGCAGGGAGAGAUCCGACUUGUCUAAUUGAUUGCUGCAUGCGGGCGUUGAUCGAUCAUCAAUUGAUCGCCCGCCGGCGGCCAUACGCAUACGUGUGGUGUGGGAAGAGGAGGAGGAAUUGAAGGCGGUGGCGCAGCCGGGAAUAAUAUAUAUUGUAAUCGAUAGACCGAUCGAUCGAUGAAGCAGCUCAAGCCUCGGCGAGUGGGCGCCGGGGACGAGGAGGCGGCGGCGGGGGUGGUGGUGCCGCCGGCGCCGCGCAAGGACUACUGCUGCUGGUCGUCGUGGUGCCUUUUGAAGGCCUUGACCCUGCUGCUGGUGCUCCUCACGGGCGUGCUCAUCGGCUUCGGCGCCAGCGCCAACAUCUCCCGCUACUACUACUACACCUUGUUAACGGGCACGAGCACGUCGUCUAGCUCGCCGCCGUCGCUGAUCUCGAGCAACAGCCCGACGCCGCCGUCGACGCUGGCCAUGUCGUCGGAGCAGCACAUCAGCCAGCCGUUCAUGUCGUUCGUGCACCCGGGGUCGCCGGAGGGGCACUCGAUGACGGACGCGGAGCUCUUCUGGCGCGCCUCCAUGGUGCCGCGGGUGGAGGAGUACCCGUACCAGCGGGUGCCCAAGGUGGCGUUCCUGUUCCUGACGCGCGGGCCACUGCCGUUCGCCCGGCUGUGGGAGCGCUUCUUCCGGGGGCACGAGGGGCUCUACUCGGUGUACGUGCACGCGCUGCCGGAGUACGUGCUCAACGUGUCGGCGACGUCGCCCUUCUACGGCAGGCAGAUCCCCAGCCGGGACGUGUCGUGGGGGUCCAUCACCCUCGUCGACGCCGAGAAGCGGCUGCUCGCCAACGCUCUCCUCGACCACUCCAACCAGCGGUUCGUGCUGGUGUCGGAGAGCUGCGUGCCGGUGUUCAACUUCCCGACGGUGUACGAGUACCUCAUCAACUCGGCGCACAGCUACGUGGAGUCGUACAACAUCGACGUGCCGCAGUGCGCGGGGCGGUACAACCCGCGGAUGGCCCCCGACGUGACGGAGCAGCAGUGGCGCAAGGGGUCGGAGUGGUUCGAGCUCAGCCGGGAGCUGGCGGUGGACAUCGUGGCGGACCGGCGCUACUACCACGUCUUCCGCAUGCACUGCACCCCCUCCUGCUACCCCGACGAGCACUACAUCCCGACCUACCUCCACCUCGUGCACGGGCCGCGCAACGCCAACCGGACCAUCACAUGGGUCGACUGGUCACGCGGCGGCCCGCACCCGGCCCGCUACGGCAAGGCCUCCGUCACAAAGGAGUUCAUACAGGCCAUACGCAACAACGGCACCCAGUGCCUCUACAACGGACGGCCCACCACCGUGUGCUACCUCUUCGCAAGAAAGUUCGCGCCCAGCGCGCUCGGCACGCUCAUCAACCUCACCACCACCCUACUCGACUUCUGAUUAAUUCUUCUUCUUCUCUUCUUCUGCUUCUUCUUCUUCUUCUUCUUAGCUGAUUAAGCUGAUUGAUUGAUUAAUUACAUGGACCAUGCUUGCUAAUUACUUACAUAUACUUAACUAUCUACAUAUGUAUGUAUGUAUGUAUAUGUAUACAGACAGCUUGUGUUUUACAAUGAAUGAACGAAUGACAGACAACUUAAUUGUGUAUCA
Triticum aestivum (bread wheat) is the source of this 1942-nucleotide messenger RNA. RefSeq names its product glycosyltransferase BC10. Gene Ontology annotation, molecular function: glycosyltransferase activity. The transcript has a single exon. Gene Ontology annotation, cellular component: membrane. The record is from RefSeq and is a predicted model, not a curated record. Lineage: Eukaryota; Viridiplantae; Streptophyta; Magnoliopsida; Poales; Poaceae. Bases 485 to 1735 code for a protein of 416 amino acids.